CGCUUUUCCAAUGAGAUUCAUAUCCCGCUUGCUACACUUCGCCGGACUACCCAGUAGCAAUGGCGAUGAGUUUCUUUCCAAAGAAGGUCAUUCUGCUGCUCUUUACGCUGGUCGUCGUAACCUGGAGAAUCCAUCGCUUCCUCAACCGCCGUAAGUUCGCCCGGGCCCGCGGUUGCCUGCCAGUCGCACGAUCGUACACCAGAGAUCCAUUCCUGGGCCUCGAUCGUCUCCCCAGUGCGCUGCGAGCCAUCAGGCAGCAUAGGAUCCUCGAACACGGCUGCUCCCUGUUCUCCACGUAUGGGAGUACCUUCUCGCUCCAGGAAUUGCCACGUAGUGUGAUCCUGACGAUUGAGCCGGAGAAUGUCAAGACUGUCCUGUCGGUCAGGUUCCACGACUAUGGCAUCCACUACCGCCUGGAACCAUUCCGGCCGCUCCUGGGGAAAGGUAUUUUCAGUGCAGACGGUGAAGAUUGGACCGCGUCCCGCGCGCUGAUCAGACCAAGUUUCGCACGAGAUCAAGUCGCAGAUUUGAGGGAGCUGGAGAACUUGAUGGGGGAUCUUCUCGCAUUGCUCCCAAGAGAUGGCAUGACUGUCGUCGACCUACAGGAAUUGUUCUUCAGAUAUACGAUCGAUUCCGCUACGUCCUUUCUGUUUGGACAGUCUGUUGGUAGUUUGAAGAACACCACCCAGGGAGAAGGGAUUGACUUCGCAGAGGCUUUCCAUUAUGCCCAAGGGGCGAUACUCACGCGAGCAACAACAGGCCCCCUCAAUCUUAUCUACCGCGAUCGAAAGGCCGAUGAAUGUAAUCGCAUCUGUCGGAACUUUGCCCAACAGUUCGUCGAUGACGCUGUUCAGGCCGUUCAUCAAUCCAAGCAGGGUAGUACCAAAGACACGGUCAACGAUGCCCAACCAGAUCCAGACGCAAGGCACCAAAAGAAACACAUCUUCUCCCACGAGCUCGCCUCGAGGACAUCUGACAAACAGCGCAUUCUGGACGAGCUUAUGAACGUACUCCUAGCAGGGCGAGACACUACCGCCUGCCUGCUGAGCAACCUCUUCUUCGUUCUCGCCAGGAGUCCGGUGAUAUGGCAGAAGCUGCGGGCCGAAGUUGCUGUCCUCGAAGGUCGGCCACCAACUUACAACGAGCUUCGUGCUCUCAAAUAUGUUCGAUACUGUGUCAAUGAGUCUCUCCGCCUCCACCCGCCCGUGCCCCGGAACGAGCGAAUGGCCAUACGGGAUACUGUCCUGCCCUUGGGUGGAGGUAAAGAUGGUCUCUCUCCUGCGUACGUGCCCAAAGGCACUGUCGUCGGCUGGAAUGUCUACGCGAUGCAUCGUCGUACAUCCAUCUACGGCGCAGAUGCAGAGGAAUUCCGCCCGGAGCGCUGGGAGGAUGGCAAGCUUCUUCGGCCGCACUGGGGGUUUUUACCAUUCAGUGGCGGGCCACGGGUCUGUGUAGGACAGCAGUACGCUUUGACCGAAGCAAGCUACGUCCUCGUCCGAAUGGUGCAGAAAUUGGCGGCCAUACAGACCGCCGAUCCACGGCCCUGGGAGGAAUCGUUGACCCUGACGCUCUGUUCGAGAAAUGGCGUCAAGCUUCGCCUUUUUCCUGCUUGA
Molecule: messenger RNA, 1613 nt
Organism: Exophiala oligosperma
Lineage: Eukaryota; Fungi; Ascomycota; Eurotiomycetes; Chaetothyriales; Herpotrichiellaceae
Exons: 3
Coding region: 60-1613 (517 amino acids)
Molecular function (GO): oxidoreductase activity, acting on paired donors, with incorporation or reduction of molecular oxygen, reduced flavin or flavoprotein as one donor, and incorporation of one atom of oxygen; heme binding; iron ion binding
Source: RefSeq, a predicted model, not a curated record